CGCCUGUCCUCUAUCAACAAACAUCAUGGCGGCUCUUUUGAACUGGUGCCCCUAGUCGACGCACGCUCAGAAAUCCCACAGACCCUGAUAUUAGCUUUUAAACCUCUGUGUGAAACUUUGACGACCCGCAAUGUGUAGAUAAACGAAAUAAAUACCGAAUUCGUGCUUUCAUAUGUCUAUGUUGUGUGUCGCCCCACAUCCCAGCCCUCAGUGACUCCUCACCACACCACCAGCUCACCCCACCCCCUCCUCCUCUUUACACACACCGGCUAUCAACCACCCAGCCAGCCAGUCACCUCAAGUGCUACUACCACCGGCCGGCUGGAGCGGAGUCACACACACACACGGACCCACAGCAGCCAAGUAGACCUCGCCGCGUGUUUUUGGCUCAUCGUGGAGACAAACGGGACAGGAUAGGAGAAUGGGACGCCAGUGCUUGGAUCAGGACUGAGUCUGGUCGGCACGUUUACAGCACCUCUCCAGCCCAUUUACAUUACCUUUUCUCCCCGGCGCAGAGUCACGUUUUCGCCGCUGACACAAUGGGCUGCUGCAGCGGACGAUGCACGCUUAUCUUUAUUUGCACUUUACAGCUGGUCUUGGCUUUAGAGAGGCAGGUCUUCGACUUUCUGGGUUACCAAUGGGCCCCAAUCCUCGCCAACUUCUUCCACAUCAUCAUCGUCAUCCUCGGCCUCUUCGGCACCAUCCAGUACCGGCCGCGCUACAUUAUCGUAUACACGGUGUGGGCUGCUCUGUGGGUGGCAUGGAAUGUCUUCAUCAUCUGCUUCUACCUGGACGUAGGAGGCCUGUCCAAGGACAGCGACCUGCUGACAUUUAACAUCUCAGCCCAUCACUCGUGGUGGAGUGAACAUGGGCCGGGCUGUGUGAGGAGAGAGAUGCCACAGGCUCCGGGGAUUCGCACUACAGAGAGCCACUCCUACAUCACCGUCAUGGGUUGCCUCAUGGACUACCAGUACAUCGAGGUGGUGCAUAGCGGCAUGCAGAUUCUUGUUGCUCUCCUGGGCUUCGUGUAUGCCUGUUAUGUUGUCAGCGCUAUCACCGAAGAGGAGGACAGCUUUGAUUUUAUUGGUGGAUUUGACCCAUUCCCACUCUACCAUGUCAAUGAGAAACAAACUCAUCUCCUCUUAAAGCCCAUGUACCUGUCUACGUAAAUAGAAGACAGAGUGUCCAGCGGGGAGGUGACACAGCAAGUUCCCACGGAGACAAAAUGGCUGUUUUGACACAAACAUCCUGGUGUACAGGGGAGCACGCCAGACAUUCCUCCUCCUCUUGAUUUCAGUCCUUUAAACAUGUCAUUUACUGGUGUGCUGCCCUGAAAAAAACCAACUCUCCUCAGUAAGGGUCCAUUGUUUCCCAUAAUGGGUUCAGGAAUGAGGGGAUUACAGUGAAACAAAGACUCAUAUUUUGUAUUUAGGGAAGUAUCAAUCAUUUUCUUUGUGUUGAGUUCUCUACUGAGGUCUCUUUGCUGUGACCUGCCUGGAAUGAUCUACCCAAGAACAUGACUAUAUAGAACAUGUACAGUAUAUAAAUACAUAGUGGAUGUAAUCAGGGACUGCCCUGCGUUCCCAGUCUGCGGUGCCGUGUCUUAGAGGACUCAGUGAUUUAGCAUGUUAUUGCUGGUUUGGCUCAGAUCUUGGCCGGAGGGCUGAAUUACAGUGCAGUCUGCGGAAUGAGCCAUUGUGCGCUGCCUGUUUACUUUAGGCCAGGAUCUGUGUGCAUAAAUACACGAGCAAAGCAGGAAGAGGCUGGGGAGGGGGGAGGUAGAGGGGGGAAAUGAUGGGGGGGACAAAAACACCAAACCUAAAGGGGGAACGCAUCAAAAAUAGAAAAUGUAAAUAAUGAAACGAGAAGAGGGGGAGGAAUUUUAGAUCUAGAGUUUGAAAUGUAAACUAUCAUGAAUGCAAAAGCAAAUAAGAGGUGUUUGAAAAAGCAGGAACAGCAUGUGAGUCUUAACUUUUAUUUCUGGAGUCUUAUUCAUGUGACUAUUUCACCAACAGCCAAGUCAGUGUGUGUCUACAAAGUGUCAGAUGUUUUGUUAAAAGAGGAGCUUUGAAUUCACUCCAGCUCUUCUUCUCUAACUACUGACAGGCCGUGCUGCUGACAGAGGUGAUCAUUACACACACUCAAGCAAAAAUAUCACACAGCAUAUUUUUAACUCCAAGAAAGAGAUAGAAGUUUUUUUUUCUUUUCUAUUCACGUUGCACACAACAGUGUUGACUCGUCUGGGUAUGGUCCUCUGUGUAGAAGUAGCAUGGCUGUACCCGAGUGAACCAGAGCUGUGUCUCCUGUCAGUCUAGAUUCUCUAUGGUGAUAGUUUGUGAUUGUUUCAUAGCAUGUUUUUUACAGGGUUUGUAUUGUAAUUAUGUGUAUAGCAUAUUAAGCAACAGCAAAAGAGCAAAACUGAUGUAUGUGUGUGUGAGCUGGUGAAACUGUAGCUGAAAGUUGCUUACUCAGACUUAUUUUUUAUGACCCAGCAACAGACAACACAUCAGUAUUGAGGAUAAAGUUUACACAUGUGGGUCGUAUCUCUUUGACUGAUUAAUUUAGUAGCACUUUUUUUGUUAAUGUGAGAUCUCUCAGACCUGAUGUCAGUUUAAGCCAACUUUAUUGUUGCCUCUCUGCUUGUGUGAAUCAUUACUGCCCUCUGGUGUUCAAAGUGUUCAUGUACAAGCUGUAAGGCUAAUUCAGGUCCACUUUUACAUCAUUCUUCAUGUCUUGUUAUUUUUCAUCUGCAUAUAACCAUUAUUGUUAAAUCAGUUUAUUUUUGUGCUUGGUCAUGCAGGAUGACUCAGCACGUUGCCAUGAUUGUUUCAGUGUUACACCUUGUAUUCUGUAUCAUUAAGACUACACUAACAAAACUACAUUUGACUACAGAGCCAAGUUGAAAUUGAGAAUUUUGAAACAAAAAGUAGCUUUUUGUUCCUCUUUUGUCUAUGUUCCAUCACUCAAAAUAAUCCACAGAAACAGCAACAAGCUGUUAUGGAUUGUGAAAAUCAUCCAACCACUUCUGCUGACUCAUUUCAGAGUUCUAAGAGAGAACCAGUCACCUCUCUGUUUGGCAAGAUGCAAUAAUUUAUGUACCAUUAUUGUUUUUUUUAAAUAUAAUUUGAAGUUUACACACCCCUAAAGGCCUACUGGUGUGUGCGUUGGUAAAAAAAACAAAGCACCUCAUAUUGUGUUAGUAGUAAAUGCUACUAAGAAAUGUCAUGUACAAACUGUUCUUCCUCUCAGUGCAAUACAGCCUCUUCCUAAAGCCUGGUAACUGGAGUUAGUUGAACCUUUUAGGGUUGUGUAUGUGUGUGCUCGUCCCACUGAAAAAAUCCACCUGUUGAUAGAUAAUGCUUUUCUUUGUAUAGAAAAUGAAAAAAAACAAACACAUUUUUUUCUCCUCUAUUUUGUGUUUGUGUUACCCCAGCUCCAUGUGACCUGAUUGUGUACUGCUAUUUAUCCAGAACUGUGCUUUGUGGUCAUGUAAAUAGGUGUUUGUUAAUAAAGAAUGUGAUCUUUUAA
This is a messenger RNA of Notolabrus celidotus (New Zealand spotty), 3528 nucleotides long. RefSeq names its product sodium/potassium transporting ATPase interacting 4 (gene nkain4). Lineage: Eukaryota; Metazoa; Chordata; Actinopteri; Labriformes; Labridae. The transcript is spliced from 7 exons. Gene Ontology annotation, biological process: regulation of sodium ion transport. Bases 540 to 1169 code for a protein of 209 amino acids. The record is from RefSeq and is a predicted model, not a curated record.